CGCCUCGUACCUUUCUUUCCCUCACAGGGAGGAGGAGGAGGAAAAGGCGGGUCAGAGGGCUGGGCUUUGCAGGUUGCGAGCCCAAGGAAGAGAAGGAGAAAGAGAGCGGCGAGAAGGAGCCUUUGUAUCCCUCCCUUUGCGGAGGAGAGAGAGAAAGGGGAGGAGAGGCCAAUGUGGGGCUAGGCUGAGGGAAAGGCAGGCAGGGAGGAGUGAGGCUGCGGCUUUUUUGUUUCCCAGCGCGGGGAUGGGCGCGCCUUGAAGGAGCUCGGAGAGCCUGGUUGAAGGCGCCUCCUCUUGCCCGCGUGCCCUCUAUGGGCGCCUGAGGCCGGAUGGCGAUCGACCGGCGCCGAGACGAAGGGGGAGGCGAGGCGGGCGGGCCCCUCCCCGAGGAGAACGGCGCCCUGCCGGCCGGGGAGGCGGACCCCGCUGCGGUUGCCGAGGCCCCUGCGGCUGCUGCUGCGGUAAUCGCGGUUGCGGAGAUCCAAAGCGCGCCGCUGCCCGCCCCUCCGCCGGGGCCCUGCAGCCCUUUGCUGCUGGACUACGAUGGCUCCGUGCUGCCCCUCCUGGGAGGCCUGGGCGGCGGGCACCAGCGCACCCUCAUCCUCCUCACCUGGAUCCCGGCCCUCUUCAUCGGCUUCAGCCAGUUCUCGGACAGCUUCCUCCUGGUGCAGCCCGUCUCCUGGUGCAAGGGCGCCAACGGGACCGCGCACCCGCCCGUGCCGGUGCGGAACCUGGGAUACAACUACAGCAGCGCCGCCGACAACAACGGCACAAGCUACAGCCGGGGCAUGCAGGCCGCCCCCGAGCUGCCCACGCCCGAGGCCCCCAACCAGAGCUAUUGCGAGUGCACCGAGAGGUACCACCGCAUCACAGCGGGACUCCGGCAGAACAUCGUCAGCCAGUGGGAUCUUGUCUGUGAUUCUUCUUGGAAAGUCCACAUUGCGAAGUUCUCUCUGCUUGUAGGAUUAAUCUUUGGCUACCUAAUAACAGGAUGUAUAGCUGACUGGAUUGGUCGUCGACCAGUGCUCCUCUUCUCUGUCUUAUUCAUUUUGAUAUUUGGACUAACGGUGGCCCUCUCGGUGAACGUGACAAUGUUCAGCACACUCAGGUUUUUUGAAGGGUUUUGCCUGGCUGGGAUAAUCCUUUCACUGUAUGCACUGAGGAUAGAGCUCUGCCCUCCCAAUCACCGCUUCAUGAUCACAAUGGUGGCAAGUUUUGUAGCAAUGGCAGGCCAAUUCCUCAUGCCAGGUUUGGCUGCCCUCUGCCGGGAUUGGCAAGUUCUCCAGGCUGUCAUCAUCUGCCCUUUCCUGUUGAUGUUACUGUAUUGGUUUUUUUUCCCAGAAUCCCUUCGGUGGCUGGUAGCCACACAGCAGUUUGAAACUGCGAAGAAGCUCAUCCUGCACUUAACAUGCAAGAAUAGGACGAGCACAGAAUGUGAUAUCAAAGGAGUGAUGCCUGGCCACAGGUCGUCCCUCACAGCUCUGCCAGGAAGUGAGGAAAAGGAGCGCCCUUCACGGAGCUCUCGUGGCUUUGCUACCAGGGAGUUCCUGAUGGGGGAAGUGGGAAGCAGCCAGGCUGGAGAGCUGGAGAAAGAACUUGCUCGGAAGCCAAAGAAGGUCUGCAUUGUUAAAGUUGUGGGAACAAGGAACCUGUGGAAAAACAUUGUUGUACUCUGUGUAAAUUCACUCACUGGAUUUGGGAUACACCACUGUUUUGCAAAAAGUAUGAUGGGUCACGAAGAUAAGAUGUCCCUCACCAACAAUUUCUAUGCGGACUACUAUACCAUGGCAGGAAUUGCCUUGAUCUCCUGCCUGGUCAUGUGCCCAGUGGUUGGAUUCCUUGGGCGAAGAGGGGGGCUGCUGCUCUUCAUGAUUCUCACUGCUCUGGCUUCCCUUUUGCAACUAGGCCUGCUCAACUUGAUAGGAAAAUAUAGUCAACUUCCAGACUCAGGUAUGAGUGAUACCGUAAAGGAGAAGUUCUCCACUACAUUUUCCAUUGUGGGUAUGUUUUCAUCGCACGCAGUUGGAAGUCUCAGUGUGUUCUUCUGCGCAGAAAUCACACCAACAGUGAUAAGGGGCGGCGGGCUGGGUCUUGUGCAAGCCAGCGCUGGCUUCGGUAUGUUGACUGCGCCCAUCAUGGAACUCCACAACCAGAAAGGCUACUUCCUCCAUCAUGUGAUCUUUGCCUGUUGCACCCUCAUCUGCAUCAUCUGUAUCCUUCUGUUGCCUGAGAGCAAAAACCAGAACUUGCCAGAGAACAUUCCUGAUGGCGAACAUUACACCCGGCAGCCCCUCCUGCCGCACAAGAAGGGGGAGCAGCCCCUGCUGCUGACAAACUCCGAACUCAAGGAUUACUCUGGCUUGCACGAUUCAGCAGCUGCCGUGAAUGACAGUGCAGCCGAGAGCGUCACGGCCAAUGGGAUGAAAGCGAUGUAGCUGAUUGGAGGAGGAGCGCUUUGGCAUGGGCGGGCUUUCCGCAGAAGGUUUACAGACCAGUGAAAGAAGGGAUGGAUACACAGGGGAAUCGGACUCCGCUGCUCAAACCACUUCUUGUAGGAAUCUUUGGAACGCAUUGGCUUUGGAAACCGUUGUUUGGGGGGCGGGCGGGGGGAAGGCAUUUUCAAAGCAAGUUGAAUGGAGAGAACAGCACAUCAGAACAUUUCUUUCCUCCCCACCAUGAAAUAUUUCUAUUUAUUUUGAUGAUUUUGUUUCUGUUUCCAUGAAGCACUUUAUCACCUCAUUUUUUUCCUCUUUGGACCACAAACACAAAAGCCAUUUGUUCUCCAGAAGAGUAGCCAUUCCAAGAAAGAAAUCAUAGGGUUUGUUCUUUUUGUUUUCUGUUUUGCUUGGGUUUUUUAAAUUGUCUUUUGCGUUUUUUUGUUGGAGGAAUGAGGUGUGUCUUGCUGGGACAGUUAAAUUCAUUGACUACUGAUGUUUUCUUAAUCUGUUCAGAAUCACCCAAUCCCCCUGUCUCUUUCCUGCUCCCUUCAAACUGGUUUAUCUGAUGUUCAUUCAGAAAACACAACUUAAAAUUUCAAAAUUAACAUUCUCGAUAGAUUUGGGCUAGUGAACCCUGAUAUAUUUUUAAAAAACUGUUUCUAAAUUUUAUACAAAGUGGAGUCCAUCUGCCAAUCAAAGCAGAAAACAAAGUUUUGCACAAGCAAAGUAUUCCCCAUCCACCCCAAAGGAAAUCAGGAAUGUGGGCUGAAAUGGGAAAUGUGUCUCUCCAUAAAGAAGUCUUAUGGGUGUUCAUUCUUAAUGAUAAGCAAUGCCUGGAAAAAAUAAUGCAUUGCUCAGUGGUAAACCCAGUGCUUUACCAUGACUUGUUCUGAACAUAACAGGAAGUGUCAGAAUGCUUAGGAGAAUAUGUCCAGGUUGGGAAAAAUGAUAGCCAAGAGUGUCUAGGAUUCUGAAAUGCAUCAAGGCUGGAUUUCUGGCUGUCUCAACAUAGAUUCAACUGUGUACCCAUCACAGUCCCAAGAAUGUUUACUUUUUAACGUGAUAAUACUGUAAAAGAACUGACACAAUACAUUGAAAUGUCAGAUUGGGGGAACAGAAGUGUGAGAAAUGGAGAAUAAACCAUUGGAAGAAUGGCCAAAGCCAUCUCCAUAUGGAGACUGGUAAUUUUCCCAGUUUUUCAAGGAUAUUGUCAGCUGGCUGCCAUCUUCAAUACGAAAACCUAUAGGAAAUGGCCAUUAAGUGCACCAAAAUAAAAUCCUAAGUGCUCUUGUAGAAUUUCUCACCCACCAGUCAAUUAAAUCAACUAUUCCCAUGGGAUCACUUGGUUGAAAAUAGACACUUGAUACCCUGAACCCUAAAUCUGCUUGGAGGUAGUGUCCGCUGAAAUUCAGCAGAACUUGCCUCAGCAUAAAACGUGUUUUGGAACAGUGGGUUGGGAAGCAACAUUAAACUUCUUUCCUUUCCCCCCAAAGAGCUGGACAUGAGUUAUGCCAGCCAUUUGUCCUUCUGAAAAUGUUGGUUUCUUAAAUGUUGGCUCUGAGAGGAGAGCCAUUUAGUGCCAGGUUCAUGCCACAAGAUUCUGAACAUGUGGCAACUUGGAGUUAGUUGUUUGCCCUCCCUCCCUUUCUGAUCUGACCAUCCAUUUGUGAUUGACUACCAAGUGGUACAGCCAUUUUUAAAAAGUGAAUGCAGCCUCCCAGUGUGCAGUGAUGUCUUGAGCCAUCCAUUUCACAGUCACUUUGUUUGAAAUAUAUCCUGCAUUUGCGGGCAAAGGGCAGGGCUCACUGUUCAGUCACCCACCCUGCCAUGUCCCUUCUUUGCUCUAAAUAUUGUCUGUAGACUUGACUUUAUCUGUGUUUCUCUUCCCGUCUUCUGUCAAACUGCUUUUUGCGUUCCUACGGCCUGCUCCGAGCUCAACACACGGCUGCUUGUCACACGGCAAAGUACCGUAGUACCCUCCAGCACUGGCUGGCUAAAUUUGCUAGUGGGGUGAAAUGGACCUGGGGCAUAGACACAUGUUUAUGUACUUGAGAAGAAAAAUAAUGUUGUCUUAAAGCUGCUAAUUUUCAUACAGAGGAAGAGAUACUUGGGAAAAUCUUUUUCUCAAGCCUGGUGAGGAAAAGAACAAAAUGAAACACUGGAUUUGUGUGUUUUCUCUCCCUGAAGUGCCAUUGCUGUGAGACUUGCAGGGGGGAAAUGUGUGAGCCCAAUCUUUCUUAUGUUCUCUAGUAAGCCGUCUGGCUCUGCCCACCAAAGGGCCACCCCUCCUCCAUUCUUUUAAUGUUCAGACAAUUACAGUCCUUACAUUUACAUUGGGAGGGAAACAAAAACAAACCAUGGCCUUUUGAAUUGUGCAAUAUUCAUGUGCCAAAAUUGUGUGAUGCCUUUUGCCUUUUAUAUAAUGCUUUUCUUACAAGCAAUGUAUCAGGAACAAUGAGUUUGUUGUUAGAUCUGUGAAGGACAAGUUGGAUGUGCUUUUCAACAGAGCGAGGCCUUGAAAGGCAUUAGAGAGAAAAGAGAAAGAACAUUGAUUGUCAACACGCAAAGCCGACACACAGCACUUUUACAGUCCAUGUGGUACAGAACAGCUUUUUAAUUCCCACCUCUGUGCAUAUAUCUUUAGAGUACUAAUCAUGUUGACCACUCACCAGCCUAUGGAGUUUAUUGCAUUUUAGUGCCGUUUUGAAGUCCCUGUCGUGCUCAUUUGCACCAUCUGCUGUGAUUUUCCUGUUCUAAUGUUAAGCUCCUUUAACUUUACAAGCAAGCAGGACUAGAGAGAAGGGUAUCAGCAUAUGUACAUAACAAUGUAAGCCUGUGACAGGAGCACUUGAUGGUUCUCCUAUAUCCUUCACCUUUUGAUUUUAUUUUGGCCUUAAAUGUGACAUUUGGAAUUAGUACUUUACAAUUCAUCCCCAACUUGUCUCGUGGUUUGCUUGGGUUAAUAUAGAACUGAGUUAGCUUCCCAUAGUGCUUUGACUGAAGGGUUUUUUUUAACUAGCCUAAUAAGUUGUAUUAAAUAACUGAUUCAAGACAGCCUUGAUGAAGAGAUUAGAAAAAAGAUAAAUUAUUCUCUUGGCAAAAAAACAAAAACAAAAAAACACCAUAGUAUAAUCCAAUGCUGACCUAGAUGACUUGAAUGCUUCCAAGACAGACAGCUCGUAGCAAUGUCACUGUGCAACUGUUCUGUCUUUCCCUGUUUAGUAUUUUUCCCUCCAUAGCAAAAAUCAUCUAGAGACUGGGGAGGUUUCCAGUGGCUUUGCUGACUGAGAGAUUCCAGGAUAUGUAAUCCAAAAAAGUAACUGUUCCAACUGGGGGUGAGGGAUUGGAGUUUACAGAUGGAAGACAACAUCAGGAUCUUCUGAGUGAAUCGGGUUGAUCAUCCCAUCAAACUCCUUUGGGAAGCACCCUCUUUUGGAAGCCCUAUAUACACAGGGUAAAAAUGUAUGGAUCCUUGACCUCCAAUGGAGCCUUAGCUGCGGUGUUGCAAGCUUGCUGUGGUGUCCCAGUGCUUAUCUAUGUAUAGACAUUGACAAGAAUACUCCAUCACAGUUUACAUAACAUAACAUGACAUAUGCUUAGCCACCUAACACUAAGAAAUCUAGUCAUGAAUUACAAAGAUGUAUAAUGAAACGUUGCAUCCCAAUGCAUGUCAGGCCUGUUGUAUGUUGGUUCAAGUACACAUCAGUCACUUUGUUGCCUCCCUAUGUAAUAACACAACAGCAGUCUUUUUCUAGAUACAGAUAUGAUGGUACUGCCUCAGUCUAAUUCACAGACACAAGUCCACUUACAAAGAUGCAAGUCCCCAACAGAAUUCCAACCCAUUCGAGUCUGUCAAAUAGUGAGCUCUUUUCAUAUUCUUCAUAUUUUCUUGGUGCUCCAUGCAGUCAUGCCGGCCACAUGACCUUGGAAAUGUCUACAGACAACGCCGGCUCUUUGGCUUAGAAAUAGAAAUGAGAACCAACCACCAGAGUUGAACACGAUUAGACUUAAUGUCAGGGGAAAACCUUUUCCUUUACUAUAUUUACUUGGAUCAGUCAGUCCAGCACUUGGUUUCUGAGGCUUUCUUUACAUAUAUUUACUGAGUAUUGCAGUCUGUCAGCCGUUUGGUAGACCAUAGGUGGGCUCAUGUGGGUCAGCAACUCUCAUCAGCCAAUACACUCUGAUAUAAAAUAUGCAGAGGUUUGAAGUCCCAACCAAAAUUAAAGGGUCUUGAGCUGGUUAUCCAAAGCUUAGGCCUUUCAUUGCACAUCACUUACCUAUUCCAUAGGUGUAAGUGGCCUGCCUUUUGUCAGGGAAACAUGUGGGACUUGCUCACAUUCCAUUUUGCAGAGUGUGAACACAACUCUGCGACAGUUCUACCAGACACAUUUUUCUCAGCAUGCAGCUAUAAUAAAGUGAUAGUGGUACAUCUUGGAUAAACAAGUUUUGCAAUGUUUUUCUGUACCUCUAAUGUCCUGCAAAAUUCUGUUUGAGUAAUACCAGAAAGAAAUGAGCAUCUACAUGAGGAAGAACUGUUUCCAGAAUCCCUGAUCAUAGGCCAAGGUUACUAAGGUUUCUGAGAAUUGAAAUCCAAAACACUUAAGAGGACUAGAGUUUGAGAAUACUACUCUAUCAUGCCAUUUUGGCACUUUAAAAAACCCUUUUGUCUUCAACCUAGUUUUCACAAACUAGAAGUAGAAUACCUUUGGCCUUUUACAUGCUUUUGCUCCCAGAAUACCUUACAUUGGCCAUGUUGGUUUGGGCAUCUGGGAGCUGGUCCUAACCCUGCUUAAGACUUGGGUGGUGCUUCCUUUUGUCAAGGAAUUAUAUUUACAUGCUGCUUCAAGUGGCGAUCUCUAGCAGUAAAGUGCACACAUGACUCCCUUGCACAUUUCCCAGAGAACACUCGGGUGCAUUGGCAGCAGUGGGCAUGGCUUUUAGGCAUUCCUCACCAACCCCACAAGAGGGAAUGUUUGGACACCUUGCUAAAAGUAAUAUUUUAGCAUCAAGCAGAAGUUCAGUGCCAUUUUCCUCCCCGCCUGGUGAACAAGUGUGUGAUGCCACAGGCAAAUCGGACCCAUUAUCUGGACCUCCUGGACCUAAAGCCGUCAUGGGAUCUACAUCAUAACAGCUUGCAGUUUUGGCAUGCCCACAUCGUGUCAGAAGUUAUUUUUUUUUUUUGGAUUACACAUCCUAGAAUUUCUCAAGAGGAAUCUGACAAUUCUAGGCCCAAAGGUCAACUCUUCCUAGCUCUCUAUUGUAUUCUGAUAAGCUUCUGGUGAACCAUCCCAAACUGUUCUGAUACUAGGCUAGUGAGGAGCUUACCACUAACAAAUUUUGUCUUAGCCGUGAAACAUUUAGACUAGAAAAGACUGUAGCCACUGUAGAGUGAGGUGGGCAACUUCUUUUCCAGACAUGAUAGUAUAAUUCCCAGUAUCCCUUACCAUGGACCUUGCUGCUAGGGGGUAAGCCUUAUGUAAACUGCAUCCCCAAAUAGAUACAGGAAGAUGUAGUUGCCCCCUCCCAGACUAGUCCUUUAAUCAUUGUCCAGCGAUUAAGGAUGGCAUGGAGCAGUUGGCAGGCUUUGUAGAAAAACACCACCAUCCCGGAUCAUUGUUCAAGAACUAAGGUUGGCUAUCAUCCCAAGAGAGGGAGGCAUUUUACAUUUGCAUCCUAACAUGGAAAACACUGGUCAAUGUACUGUGUUCAGGUCACUGGGUUGGAAAUAUGGCUCUCCUGAUGUUGUUGCACUGAAACACUUGUCAGGCUUCACCAUUGCUAAUGGUGAAGGUUCAUGGGUGCUGAAGUCCAACAACACCCAGAAUACCAAUACAGUGUUCCCUCACUUAUCACUGAGGUUAGGCUGUAAAUUGUAAUUGUUUUAUGAUUUAUAAUAGUCUAAGAAUUUAUUGAAAAACUGCAAAACGGCGAAUCCACGAAAAGUGAACCGCGAAGUAGUGAGGGAACACUGUAUUCCAUAUUCCUGGCUUAGCUCUUGUUUCUUCUUCUUUUUACUGAGCCAAGUUCAGCCAGUCCAUAUGGCUUUUAAAUUACUCUUAUUAAGAGGCAUUGAAAAUGGUUUUUUUUUUUUCAUAAUCGUUUAACAGAGUGGAAAUUAUUAUCUGGAAUGAAUUGAAAAACCCUCACAUUUUUAGUACAAAUUGUGCUACCAAAAUACUAUAAAGAUGGAAUAGAAAACCACUUUAUUAAUUCUGUGCAAAUGCAUUCCUAUUUGAGUGUACUGAACUACUGGCUGCAUUUGUUUUGGUUAUUUAAUUGGAAGUAUUGCAUUUUUGUUGCCAAUUCCCAAAAGCCAAACAAGUGGGGGAGAAAAAAAUUAUCAAAUGCAGAAGUGCCAUAAAAAAAACUCUGAAUGUCAUACAAGUUGCAUCUGUAGCUGGGUCAAAAAGGCAACAGGGAAGUGUGGUGGCAGAUCUUCACACUUGAUUUUUUUUUUUUAAUUAACAGAACCUCAUUUUUCAAUAUAGUGUGUGCAAAUACGUUUUGGGAACAGAGUAGUGUGCAAUGUCUGUAGUGGGUGAGAAUCCCCUUCCUUUCCCCCCAAUUUCUGAUGAAGUUUUUAUUGACUAAUUGUUGUUACUGUAUGGGGUUUUUUUGAUCAUGAGUAGUUUGGUGCUUCUUCAUGGCACAAGCUUAAAAAAUCAACUACUGAAGAACAGUCUUAAAAGCUAAGUGUCUGCAUGAUGUUACAUCCGGUGUACCUACUGAAACAACUUUGUAUGUAAAUGUACAGGAAUAAAAACGGACGUUGCCCGGUUAGCA
Messenger RNA from Anolis carolinensis (green anole), 9221 nucleotides. It is a transcript of the gene slc22a23, whose product is annotated as solute carrier family 22 member 23. The coding region runs from base 330 to 2435 and encodes 701 amino acids. The record is from RefSeq and is a predicted model, not a curated record. The transcript has 11 exons. Gene Ontology annotation, molecular function: transmembrane transporter activity. Lineage: Eukaryota; Metazoa; Chordata; Lepidosauria; Squamata; Anolidae. Gene Ontology annotation, cellular component: membrane. Gene Ontology annotation, biological process: transmembrane transport.